AUGGAAGCCAUGAUGCAGAAGCAGGACAGGUUAUCUCCGUCCGUGUCUGAUACGGCUCAUCCAGGCAGCAUCAGCAGCCAAAGCACUCUUGUGACGCAGACGCUGGGGUCACAGCCCUCCAACGUCAGAGACGAUCUACACGCAACAACGUCCAACUUCAACGGCGCACAGCUGUCGAUGAAUAUGGAAACCUCGUUGCUCGAGAACCCCCCCUCAGUAUCCUUUGCAUCAGGAAAGCUUGUGCCGUCAUACCAAGAUCCGACCCCUUCAGCCAGCCAAGAUCUGGCCAAAACGGUGCAAGAGCCCGUACAAGACUUUUCAGAUGGGCAUAUUGGGUCUAGAGGGGACUCCGACGCUGCAAAUUCGGACAAGGAAGCCACUAUCCUUGCUCCCCAGGUGGUGAACUGGGAACAUCAUGCAUACUUCGAGGACUCGUUCGACUCGACUCUCGGCAUUGUGUACAGGCCUGAGUUUGAGAGUGCUCUUCGAGCCCACUUCCGUGGAGACCUGGUGUCAGGCGAUGAUGCUCCCUGGUUCGCCUUGCGCAAAACCGUGUAUGCCUCGGGGUGUCGAAUCUACCUUUCCAAAAACACGUCAAUGAGUUUCACUGAGAUCCAGACCGAAGCAUGGGGCUAUUUUCAGAGUGCCAUGUCUGUCCUCCUCGAGCUAAUUUUCGCCCCCACGGGUUUGCUCGCUGUGCGCGCCCUGGUCGCAAUGACCUUUUUCGCUGAAGGGCUCGGCAAUCCCGCCGUUGAGUAUAUGUUCUGUACCGCCGCAGCACGAGUGGCUCAAGCAAAAGGACUACAUCGGCGACCGGCCAAAGCCUGGAACCUGGCUGCUCAUGAUGAACUACACUAUAGCUGGUUGUUCUGGGCUAUAUACUGCUGCGAGAAGCAUAUUGCUCAUCGCUCUGGACGACCGUCUGCCAUCGACGACGACGAGAUUAGCUGUCAGAUUCCAACUGAAGCCUGCCCUGGAAGCACCCUUGACGUGGAGGCAUUCACAUAUCUUAUCCAACAUGCCCAGAUAUCGUCUCAGAUUUCCAAGCGACUCAUGUCGGUGAAGGCCUUUCGACAGCCGCCAAGCACGCUCCUUGAAACUGUUGCUCAGUUGGAUCAUCAGCUGCACGAAUGGAGGGAUUCUCUUCCGGCAAGAUUGAGACCUGAAGACCGCCUCAGAUCUUUUCAGGCUCCUCGUGACUCCCGAAAUCUCCCUACAAUCCUUAUGCACUGCGCUUACUACGGGAGCUUGAUGGCCAUACACACUAUCUUUGCCUACCCGUGGGUGUACAGCACCAUUUUUGGGAAUGGCAGGGGUGUUGUUACUCAAGAUCAAGUCAUUUUCAGCUCGAACACGGUCGCAGAAGCCGCAAGGAACAUCAUCAUCAUUGCCAGAAGUCUGGAGAUCAACGGAGCAUCAAUCCAAUGGUCAACCUUCUACUACCCCAUGAUUGGACUUAUCAACCUUUUCAUACACAUUCUCAAAUUCCCGUCUCUGCCCUCUGCGCGAUCUGACGUUGCCUUGCUCGACGUGGCGGCUGGCUACUUUGGACACAUGGAAUUCAUCACAUGCUCGGAGCUCAACUUUCCCUUUGCUCGAGACGUUGCCACGGUUGCUCGACAGACGGUCAAUAAGGCUUCGAAGACCGACGUCCCUGCAAGCACGAGUGCGGACGACGGCUUCAGUCUGGCAAACGAUGUGGACAUUCCUUUUGGGGAUAUCUUUUGCGCCAGCCAGGACUUCAACCUUGACGAUUGGAGCGUCUUCUCCUCAGUGUUCUCUGACGAAGCACUGAUGAAUCGAGAGAUCGGUUUCUGA
Messenger RNA from Fonsecaea erecta, 1818 nucleotides. RefSeq lists its product as hypothetical. Bases 1 to 1818 code for a protein of 605 amino acids. Lineage: Eukaryota; Fungi; Ascomycota; Eurotiomycetes; Chaetothyriales; Herpotrichiellaceae. Gene Ontology annotation, biological process: DNA-templated transcription. The record is from RefSeq and is a predicted model, not a curated record. Gene Ontology annotation, molecular function: DNA binding; zinc ion binding. The transcript has 7 exons.